This is a messenger RNA of Cotesia glomerata, 938 nucleotides long. Its product is annotated as transmembrane protein 60. The record is from RefSeq and is a predicted model, not a curated record. The coding region runs from base 259 to 858 and encodes 199 amino acids. The transcript has 3 exons. Lineage: Eukaryota; Metazoa; Arthropoda; Insecta; Hymenoptera; Braconidae.
AGGAUUCCCCUAGAACAAUUUCUUUGAAUGAAACUCCCAAAUAAAUUUUCCGGUGGUCAAUAAUUCGUAAGUUACAUAAUAAUAGUAUAAAUUUUUAAUUUAAGAACCUUGGAUUGGAGCCAAUGACAGCCAAGUUUUAAAUAAAUAAACACGGCCUAGAAUACUUUAUUCUUGUAUAAUCUCUAAUGACAUUUGAACACUAAAGAUCAACAAAAUUUUUUAGUCUUCUCAAAGAUCUUCAACAAAACAACUUCCCAAAUGAAUAUUUAUUCAUUAAUUUUCCUUUUUUUAACAAUUACUUCGCUAGUUUUCGAAAUAAAUGGACUGACUAGUGUAGCGCGGGCCGUCGCGGGCCAACAAGCGACGUUACUUUGUCGCAGCAAUGACGACAAUCAUCGUUUCAUGUUUUGGAAAGUAAUUGAUAACAAUAACAAUAUCGUCGGUCCGGACAGUUUUUUUGAUACUGACAAGUAUAAUUACCAAGUAUUGACCGGAAAAUUAUUUAUUUGGAGCGUAUCAACGCGAGAAUCUGGAUUUUAUCACUGUGUAUCUCGAAAUAUAAGCAACCAUUCAAAAUUUAACGUCCAUACCGUGGAGUUAAUAGUUCAAAAAAAUGACUAUUAUUGGGAAAGUCAAUUUGAAGUUAAUCUUUUACGGACCCUGAUGGUUAUAAUGGUUAUUGUUGUCAGUAUUGCGGUUUAUUUAUUAGUAACUACCGGAAAAAAAGAUGAAUUAAGGCCAAUGAAUUAUUGUAAAGACAUACCAAAAAUAAAACUUUCUUCGUCAAGAUCAGAUGGUCCGGGAACAAGUGGAUUUUCAAAAGGAUACAAACCGUUUCAUGAAGAUGAAUUACCUUAGAAUUUGUAAUAUUUUUAAUAAUAAAUAAGUUAAGCUAAAAAACUGCUCGAUUUAUUUUUAGGUUUUGAAAAUAAAAAUAA